AUGAGAUUCACUUAUGUUAGGGUAGGGUGGGAGGGUAGCGCACAUGAUUCUAGGAUCCUACGAAAUGUUUUACUUGAUCCUAAUUGUGUCUUUCCAAUGCCACCAGCAGGAAAGUAUUAUGCGGUGGACACGGCAUACACAAAUAUGUCAAGAUUUAUGGCUCCCUUUAGGAGUGCACGGGGAAUCCCACAAGAGCGGGCAACAAGAGCACUUUUCAACAAACGCCAUGCAUUGGUAAGAAACACUAUAGAACGCACGUUUGGUGUCUUGAAGAAGCGAUUUCCGAUAUUUAAGGGUCCCAUGCAGAACUGUUUGAUGGCAACACAAAAUAAUAUUGUCCUUGCUUGUUGUGCCUUGCACAACUUCAUGCGCGAUCAUGUUCCCAAUGACGCAUAUUUUGUUAAACAAGAAACUGAUGCAACAUUGGCAGAUAAUAUAAAUCAGGGCAAUCAAAUGGCCGGAGCACAACCACUGGAUAUGUCGGCUCAAAGAAUUGCUGGCUGGAAUGAAGAUAGGAGAGCAAUGGCCGAUCACAUGUACUAUCACCAACAUCUAUAG
This is a messenger RNA of Coffea arabica (coffee), 558 nucleotides long. Lineage: Eukaryota; Viridiplantae; Streptophyta; Magnoliopsida; Gentianales; Rubiaceae. The record is from RefSeq and is a predicted model, not a curated record.